CUUAUAGCUGCUAUACUUGAUACUACAGAUCCACAUAUAGCAUGUAAAAAUUACGUUACCGAUUACUUUCUGUUGACCGGCAGGAUGCAGCGUCCACCCCCAUAUUCGCCCAUAUUUCUGCGGGCGACGGCUCGAAACUUGGUCGUCCCCCACAUCGUCCUCUACCUAGUCCUACCAAAAGACUCGGCGAUUAUCAUAAGGAGCCUGCUCUACGCGAUCGCUCCUCUGGUAGUCUAUAGCUGCCAUGUAUACUUGAGGACUCUUUACUUUCGCUACCGAGCAAGCCUCGUGUCCGCGGUCAUGAUACCCGUAGUGGAACCAGCUUUCAAGCCUAGGGGAUCAGCCUGGCUCAAUCGUUUCGGUCGUAUCGGCAACGUGGAUUUGAUGCUAGCCUGGGACCGGGAGGGCAAGGAAGGUUAUCUCGGAGAAGGGAUGGUACGGUCUGCUCUCGAAGGAGCUGGAGGAACCGUCAACACCAAGAUCCUGGGUGAAGACAGUAUGAUAACCAGUAAUCCGGAACACAUCCACCAGAUCCUCUCGAGCUCGUUCGAGAGCUUUCCCAAGGGUUCAAAAUUCAUGGAGCGAGCAAAAGGACUGUUCGGACCGCGAGGUGUCUUCGUCGGCGAUGGCGCAGACUGGAAAUUCCAUCGAUCAUUCACUCGACCGUUCUUCUCUCGCACCAACUCUUCGCUUUACGAUCCAGUCGCCACCCUCGAGCCACAUACCGAGAAGCUCAUGGAUCUCAUUAUGGGGACUGCUGGCGACUCAAACCGCCGCGUAUGCGAUGAGAUAGAACGCAAUGCCAGUUCAGAGACGCGACCCGGUAAUCCGGUCGACGUACAAUCCCUCUUUCUCACCUAUACUCUGGACGUCGCAAGCGAAUUCUUCUUUGGCCACUGCGUUGGCGGGCUCGACAAGCUCGUCCAGCAGUGUGACGGAGCCUCAGCCGAAGCCAACGCUGAUAUAGUCGAGAACGACAUUACGGGAGAAGAGCUUACGAAGGCAUUUGCAGAAGCGCAAGAAGUCCUGGCUAAGCGGAUCAAAAUGGGCACACCGUGGGCGCUAUUUGAAUUGUGGGGCAACAAGAUGACGCCACCCGUCGAGACGGUCAAGAAGUUCAUACGACCCCUGGUCGAUAAAGCGUACAAACGACAAAGUACGCGGCCGGCUGCGAACGCUAUCAAGCCGAGAGGCUCCUUACUAGAUCAUCUGAUCAAUAGUCUGGAUAGUCGAGAAGCGAUCGAGGAUGAACUGAUUAACAUUCUCGUCGCCGCAAGAGAUACUACUGCCUCGGCAUUGACCUUUUGCAUCUACUGUAUGACACUGUACCCAGACGUUAUGGAGCAAUUGCGAGCAGAAGUUCGAAAACAGCCAGGCGGUCACGUGCGGAGCAAUAGCGACCUGAAAGAUUUGAAAUAUAUGCACUGUUUUAUCUCAGAAGUCUUGCGGCUCUAUCCCCCAGUGCCGAUGAAUAUUCGACGAUCCGCCACCGAAGUUGUUUUGAAAGGCUCUCCGCCGCUCUAUAUGCCCGCGCAUACCUCUAUCAUUCUGGCUACGCUUCUCAUGCAGAGAUCCAAGGCUGUCUGGGGCGAGGACGCCGAGGAGUUCAAGCCCGAGAGGUGGCAGACAGGCGAGGGCUAUGACCAAUUCAAGAACGGCGGGUCAAUCCCCUUCUCUACCGGACCGAGGACGUGCCUCGGCCAAAACUUUGCCCUCAUGCAAAUCAAAUAUGUUCUCGCUCGCCUCUUAAAAGCGUUGGAUAACUCUUCAGAUGCCGGUGAAAAAGCGACUGAAUCUCGAACUAUCGUUCCCGUGAAGUCUGGCACGAGCGCUGGGGCUCCUCCGCCGGUGGCUUGGUCGUUCUUGAAAGGUCGAGGUCGAGAGGAACAAGCCUGGGUAAUGAGCGACUUGACGCUCCAGGUCAAGGGAGGGUUGUGGAUUAGGAUCCUGGCAGCACCGGAUACGACUCAUACACAGGAUACUAUUUGAACAUCCAACAUAGCUGUGGAUAGUGACAGCUUUUUGUCAUACCCCAUAUAUCCCUCUGCAACCUUCAUACUUGUCGCAAGCAGUGCGGAUCGUUUGAGGCCGAGAUCGACGUUUCAUCAGUACGAUCGACGGAGGCGCAUAGCAGUCCAUUGUGCGAUGUUGAACGGCGACAAUCUCCGUUGCCAACUAUGUCCGAUCGAGUUAGGAAGGCCAACAAUGCGAGCUCCCUCGCUGGCCAUCACAAUGGUCUUGAAGGCAGACGGCUCGGAUAUAGCGUAUGUAGGGGAAUAUGAAGGAAACACAUCUCGAGACACUGACAGCCGUCACGCUGCUGGAGAACGCGUUGGGAGAACGUAUUAUGCCAUCGUUGUAGCCCUAGCAAGCCUUAACCGCUGUACAGAAACUUCGACAAGCCCUAACACCGUCC
Molecule: messenger RNA, 2416 nt
Organism: Filobasidium floriforme
Lineage: Eukaryota; Fungi; Basidiomycota; Tremellomycetes; Filobasidiales; Filobasidiaceae
Product: cytochrome P450
Exons: 11
Coding region: 85-1989 (634 amino acids)
Molecular function (GO): iron ion binding; monooxygenase activity; heme binding
Source: RefSeq, a predicted model, not a curated record